UUAGGUCAAGAGAGGAAGUUGAUUGUAGUGGUCUUCGCUGACGCUGAGUGAUAUUUACUGUGUGUAGGUGUCAUCUGCAAGUAGUUUUUAAAGCGAGCGAAGGGUGACUCGGAAAGGAGAAGACUGUUUGGAGGCGUCUUCGUAGCAAGUUUCUAGAGGUGUUGUCGUAUUAAUACAAGACUGUAAGGCCUUGGGUGGACAAACCUGUCUGGCACCAGGAAUACUUGAAGAGAGCUUGUCACUAAUUUUUGUAAAUCUUUUGGUUUCAUUGCUGAGCACAACUAAACAUCAUUAGUCCCACAACUGCACCUUUAUCUGCUAAAUGGCUUUCUCACAACCUCAUUCUGACAUUGAGAUGGACCUGUCUUUAGAAAUGUCUAAUGUUAAAGACCGUAUGGAUUCCUUUCAUAAUAGUAGCCUUCCGCACCCUGAUAAUCUGGCAAGGGCUGGAUUUUACUUUUUAGGUGGAGACCAAGUGAAAUGCUUCAGCUGCAACAUUACUUUGAACGGAUGGGAAUGUGUUAAUGACCCGUUAGAGAAACAUUUGCAGGCAUCUCCUGAAUGCAUAUACCUUCAUUGUACUUGGAGGUUGUGUCCUCAACUUACUGCGUGCACUAAUGUACAGAGGCCAGUUGCAGACUCUGCCUUUUCUCCACCUAACAGAGAUGUCAAUUGUGAAAACACAGAAGAAAUGGAUUACCUCAUUCGAACUGGCGGUGUGGUUGACAACACUCCUCCUUACCCAAGAAAUCCCAAUAUGAGUAGCGAGGAGGCAAGGCUGCUUUCAUUUCAUGGUUGGCCAGAAUCUGCUCCAGUUCGUCCAGAACAUUUGGCCCAAGCUGGACUAUAUUAUACCACCAUUGGAGACAGGGUGGUGUGUUUCUGCUGUGGUGGGAGCCUGCAGGGCUGGGAGCCAGGUGAUGAUGCAUGGUCAGAGCAUGAGAGACACUACCCCAAUUGCUUUUUUAUCCUGGGACAUGAAGUUGGAAAUGUACCCAAUGUCCAGUCUUCCAUAAGGAUCACGGCACCUUUUAUGUCAUGUUACGAAGAUCGUCUCGGAAGCUUUUCAAGACUCCAGCACAUUGUUGAACCAAAGAAGCUUGCGGAAGCUGGUUUUUAUAGCAAGGGUACACAGGACGAGGUGUAUUGCUUUGAGUGUAACGGUGGUCUAAAGGACUGGAAUCCAAAUGAAGACCCCUGGAAAGAACAUGCCAAGCACUACCCAGGAUGUAGUUAUUUGAUUAAAAUGAAAGGACAGGCAUAUGUGAACAACAUCCAGUUUGAGAAGCACUACAGGACCACUGCUUUGGAGAACGGUUGUGAUGAACAGACAGAAGAAAAGGGUGAAAAAGGUGCCAGUACUUUGGAAAGGCUUAGGAAGCUCCAGGAUGAGAAGCUCUGCAAAGUAUGCUUCGCUAAAGAUAGUAUAGUCGUUUUUAUCCCCUGUGGUCACUUGGUCACCUGUCAAGAAUGCUCAGCACGGGUUAGAAGUUGUCCAAUUUGUCGUUCGCCAAUCGAGUCCAAGAUUAAAACCUACAUUUCCUAAACGUAUUAGUAAACGUUUUUAGACGGCCUCCUGUACAUUCUAAAGAUGUUACAUGCUGACAUGUGUUUUGAUUUAAUACUACUUAUUGUAAGUAUACUUUGUGAAAAAUACUAGGGCUUUCUACAAGCUGCUUUAACCAAAUACUAUAAUAUAUAUAUAUAUAGAGAGAGAUAUUUUUCCUUAAUAUUUAAAUGAUUUUUUUAUUUCAAAUUAUAAACAGUUAUCGUGAAAGUUCUAUUUUAUCCUACUGAGUUGUUUUAUAUUUCUAUUAAGUGUAAAAUUUGUUCUCGUUCUAUCUACAGUACAUAUAAACCGUAAUCAGUUGUACGGGAAGGUUUAUUUUUUUCCCCAAUUAAAAAAUUGCAUAUUGUAGUAUGUGUGUGUCCCAUCUGUGCUAAUAAAAGUGUGCACAUGUCAUAUCCUAAACAUUCAUUCAUUACUCAAGCUACUUAUUAGAAAUACAAGCUUUUCUCUAGGAAGGUUAAGUCAAUGACUUCUUCCUUCAUAAUGAAGAAACACGGACGGUAUGUUCUUUGCUGUAUAAACUAACCUUCAGUUCUCGUUGGUUGUAACACUAAUUUUAUUAGGAGAGAAUUUCAUGUCCGUUUUGUACUUUGUCACAAGAGAUUCAGAACACAUACAUGUCUGUGUUUUCUUUUAUGGUGGAUCUCUGUUCAGUGUGAUGUGACAGUGCGCUUCAGGAUCUAGCAGGGUCUGGUGUAGUCAUGUCAGAAACAGGAACGUUUUAAAUUGUUUGAUACAAGUACAUCUUUCCAUCCAUUUUCUUAGACGUUAAUGUGCCAGCCUUGAAAGACCAAUUCAUUUUAAACUUUCUUUUGACACUGCUCCUGGCUUCUUGCAAUGAUGCUGCUUCAUUUGAUUGUAUAGUUAGGAUAUGUCAAGUUCUGCCACAUGGGCAGAUAUAACGUAAAAGUGAAGCCAGCAAUUUCUAAUAUUUAUCUGGGGGAAGUUUUUUUUUAUUAUUAUUUAUAUUUUAUGACUUUUAUGCAAAGUGCUUUUUGCAGAUCUCCAUGAAAAGUCAAAUUGCUUAUAUGAUAGUAAGUAAGAUUUAUUGUAAGUCUCGCUUUUACUGUCAAGGUGUUAUAAUUUAGUGUCUCUGUAGUAAUGCUUACUCUGUUAUAAAAUACUGACAAUAUGUGAUUUGAUUAGAAUAAUAAUUUUUAUGUCAAAUAGCAAUGAUUCUAUAUUUGUACUUUAUUUUCCUGACUUUUGUGACAGUUGCAUAUUCAGCAAUAAUUAAAACCUGUUUUAAGUCCA
Messenger RNA from Polypterus senegalus (gray bichir), 2824 nucleotides. It is a transcript of the gene xiap, whose product is annotated as X-linked inhibitor of apoptosis. Gene Ontology annotation, cellular component: cytoplasm; nucleus. Bases 323 to 1546 code for a protein of 407 amino acids. The transcript has 6 exons. Gene Ontology annotation, molecular function: cysteine-type endopeptidase inhibitor activity involved in apoptotic process; ubiquitin protein ligase activity. The record is from RefSeq and is a predicted model, not a curated record. Gene Ontology annotation, biological process: regulation of cell cycle; negative regulation of apoptotic process; positive regulation of protein ubiquitination. Lineage: Eukaryota; Metazoa; Chordata; Cladistia; Polypteriformes; Polypteridae.